Molecule: messenger RNA, 1749 nt
Organism: Insectozyma verbasci
Lineage: Eukaryota; Fungi; Ascomycota; Pichiomycetes; Serinales; Debaryomycetaceae
Source: the annotation of a GenBank genome assembly
AUGUUGAGAUCAACUUCAAGAACUAUACGCUUAGCAAAGAAUGUUAUUAAACCAACAAUAAUCAGAUCAUCAAGAUUGAAUCAAUUUAGAUCAGUUGCUCAAUUAGCUCAUUUUAAAACUCCACCUAAUUUAACAAAUGAACCAGUUAAAAAUUUCUCAUUUAAUGAUACUAAAGAUUGGGAUUUAUUAAGAGCAUCAAUUACCAAAUUUACCGAUUCUGAUCAACCAUUACAAAUUCCAUUAGUUAUCAACGGUGAAAAAAUAUAUAAAGAUAAAACUUUAAAUCAAGUAAAUCCUGCUAAGCAUUCACAAGUUUUAGCUGAAGUUUCACAAGCUAGUCCAAAGGAAAUUCAAUUAGCAAUUGAUUCAACAAAGAAGGCUAAAAAAGAAUGGGCUCAAACUUCAUGGGUUGAUAGAGCAGCAAUUUUUCUAAAAGCUGCUGAUUUAAUUUCAACUAAAUAUAGAUAUGAUAUGUUGGCUGCUACUAUGUUAGGUCAAGGUAAAAAUGUUUAUCAAGCCGAAAUUGAUUGUGUUGCUGAAUUGGCUGAUUUUUUCAGAUAUAAUGUUAAAUAUGCCGAAGAAAUGUAUGGGGUUCAACCAAUUUCUACAGCACCAGGUGUAUGGAAUAGAGUUGAAUAUAGACCUUUGGAAGGUUUUGUUUAUGCUGUAUCUCCUUUUAACUUUACUGCUAUUGCUGGUAAUUUAGUUGGUGCACCAGCAUUAUUAGGUAAUACUGUUGUUUGGAAACCAUCAGCUACUGCAGCAUUAUCAAAUUACUUAUUAUUAACUAUAUUAGAAGAAGCUGGUUUACCAAAGGGUGUUAUAAACUUUAUUCCAGGUGAUCCAGUUGAAGUUACUGAUAUUGUUGUUAAUGAUCCAGAAUUUAGUGCAUUACAUUUUACUGGUUCUACUGAUGUUUUCAGACAGUUAUAUUCCAAAAUUAAUACAAAUGUUGCAAAUGGUAGAUAUAAAGAUUUUCCAAGAAUUGUUGGUGAAACUGGUGGUAAAAACUUCCAUUUGAUACAUUCAUCGUCUUCAUUAAAUCAUGCAGUUUUAAGUACUUUAAGAGGGGCUUUUGAAUAUCAAGGUCAAAAAUGUUCAGCAACUUCAAGAUUAUAUGUUCCAGAAAGUUUGUGGCCUGAAUUUUCAGAAAAUUUAAAUAAUCAAAUGUCACAAAUCACAAUUGGUAACUGUACUGAAAAUUUACAUGCAUUUAUGGGACCAGUUAUUCAUGAAGCUUCAUUCAAUAAAGUUAAAGAUGCUAUUGAAGAAGCCAAAGCUGAUCCUCAAUUAGAAGUUAUUGCAGGUGGUGAAUUUGAUAAAUCAACUGGAUAUUUUAUACAACCAACUUUAGUUAGAACUGAUGACCCAAAUCAUGAUUUUAUGAAACGAGAAUUCUUUGGUCCUUUGUUAACUGCUUAUGUUUAUCCUGAUGCUGAAUAUGAAUCUAUUAUGGAUUCUAUUGAUUCUGUUACAAAAUAUGGUUUAACUGGUUCAGUUUUCGCAAGAGAUAGAAAAGCUAUUCAACUUGCAACUGAUAAAUUAAGAUAUGCCGCAGGAAAUUACUAUAUCUGCGAUAAAUCGACAGGAGCUACUGUUGGCGCUCAGCCUUUUGGUGGUAGUAGAACAUCAGGUACUAACGAUAAAGCUGGUUUUGGUAGUCUUUUAUCUCGUUUUGUAUCAAUGAGAAGUAUUAAAGAGAAUUUUUAUGAAAUCGCGGACUUCAAAUACCCAAGCAACAUAUCUUAA